AUAGGAAUAAAUCGUCAGUCAUAAAACAGUACUCGAUCAAGCAACACGCAACUCUAUAAUAGUUGGUGACGAGGAUAAAGCUACUGAAAAAGUCAAAUUAUACAAGUCUAAAGUCAUGUCGUUAAUCGGUGAAAUUGAACCAUUUGUCAUGGGCGAGAGCAUCAGGGAGUACUUGGAACGUAUGGAUAUUUUUCUCCAAGUAAACGAGGUGGAACCAUUGUGAAAUAUAUUCACUAAAGUACUGGACUGUGAUAUUAGCUUGCAUACAAAUGAUUUAAUCAAAAAUGUGAAAUAUAUUCACUAAAGUACUGGACUGUGAUAUUAGCUUAGUAUAAAUUUGAUCAGAAUGAAAAUGAGAAGAGUGCUCCUUAACCGCCGGUCUGUUUGUAACUGUGUAUUCGUUUGUCCCAUAGUUCAUUACAUAAUUCAUUACAAAGUUCAUUCGUGUAGUUCGAGCAGUUCAUUUCGUGCAGUCAAGUAGUUCUAUCUAUAUCCUAUGGUUUAGUUCUUUCUAAUUCCUGCGUGUUUUCCUAUUUGAAUUCAUAUUUGAAAUAUUAAUUUUAACCCGAAAUCCAACAACCAUCGAAGAAGACAAUUAUGUUGCUGACCUUGGGUGGAGCGUCGCUGUAUAGCCUCAUAUCAAAGCUGGUGUUCCCUGAACAGCCAAAAACGCUACAAGAGCAACUGGAACAGAAAGUCAACGUAGUAGCGGAACGGUUUAACUUCAGAAACUGUCUGCAAAAAGAUCGGUCGGUUGCAGAGUACAUCGUUGAACUAAAAGCACUCGCACAAUCGUGUAAAUUCACGUGCUGUUUAGCACAAUGCUUGCGAGAUCAACUAGUAGCAGGUGUUCGAGAUGAAGGAUUACGAAAACGUCUUCUACGAGAGUCGGAUUUAACAUUCGAGAGUGCAGAAAAUAUCGCCAGAACGUGGGAAGCUGCAGAUGAACAAAACAAAACGUUUGCAGCGAAGGAGAAACCGAGGGAGAUGGCGGUGAUAAAGUGUGCACCAAAACGAAGCGUCGGUCUGAAAGUGCACUACUACCGUGGAAGCAGUACACCUAUACAUCAACAGAGCAGUGCGCAUAAGCAGGAGAGCAAGUGUUACAGAUGUGGAAGAGCGCAUAAUCCACAGACAUGUCCUGCGCGUAAGUGGCAGUGUUUCACUUGUAAGUCGUCGUGUGUCGUCGUGUUGCCGAAAUAGUAACGUGCAUAGUUUGCGAUCGGAAUAAAAGGAUGCGUCACUAACACGCAUAUUCGAUGAUAACGCGAUUAGUAGUCCAGAAGUGUGCGUACUAAAAGUUAAUGAGAAAGACGUUGCGUUUGAGAUAGACUGUGGUGCGUGUAAUAAAGUCAUACCGGAGAGUGUGUAUAAGGAAAAAUUUACCAAUAUCGAAUUAGAACAAACACAUUUGCGUUUUAUUACGGCAUCGGGUCAACGUGUAAUACCGUUAGGAAAAAUAUGUGUAAAUGUAACCACAAAGAGUCAAACGGUCAGUCUAGAAAUCACAAUAAUCGCAACUAAAAACAAAGGGAAUCCUCUACUAGGUCGUGAUGCGUUAGACAUAUUAUUUCCUAAUUGGCGAAAAAGCUUUAAUUUAAAACAAAUUGAUACCGAUAAAUGGAUUGAAGAAAUGACAAAAAUGUUUCCGAAUUUAACAAACGGUGAUCAUAAAGAAGCGAUAGUAGGAUUUGAAGCGAAUUUAGUGUUAAAGCCAAACAUUUCACAAAGCGUAUUCAGUGCCGUUUGCUCUAAUUGAAAAAGUAGAAGCCAACCUAACUAAAUUAGUGGAUGACGGUAUACUUCUACCAACACGUACAUCGGCGUGGGCGAGUCCUAUAGUGGUGGUAGGAAAAAAUGAUGACUCUGUACGCUGCUGUACGAUGUACUCUGUACUUAUUAAGUUAAGCUAUCGGAUUUAUGAAGUUAAGCUAUCGGAAAGCUCUCAAAAUGUUUGUAGUAUAAAUACACAUAAGGGUUUAUACAAGUACACUAGAAUGCCAUUUGGAGUACAAUCAGCACCUGCAAUAUUUCAAUCUAUAGUCGAUCAAAUAUUGUUAAAUACUAAAGGCAUUGCGUAUAUGGACGACAUAGGAUAGAUGUACCUAUAGUGGUGGUAGUACCAAUAGUGGUGCUAUUGCUCUAAAAUGCGGUUCAUAGGGCAAAUUAAAAGUAAUUAAGUUAUUUAAGUUAGUGUUAUAUGUUCUUUAGCCUUUUACAAAGGGUUUAAAAUUUAAAUGAGGCCAUUCCGUUACUUAGUGACCGAAAAAUCCAUUAUUUUGUGAAAUGGGUCAACAUUUUUCUAAAAUCCUUAGGAUUUCAUAACGAAACUCAUUUUUCUGUUAACGUUCUAAAUGACCACAUAACCACGCAAUUACUAGUUUUUCAACCUAACUAUUGUGAAAUGUUAUUGUUUUACUAAAAUUAUUUGCCUUUUGACCAUAUUUAUGCAUUUUUAAGUGUUUUUUACCAUAGUGCCAUUAUAGGUACACAAAACAGGCAUGUUCCUACAGUGGUUAUAGUUAUAAAAUCAAUAAAAACAGGUCGUUUUAGAUUUUUUCGAGGAUAUUUUUGACAUGUCGUACUGUUUUCACCAAAAUAAGCAACAGAAAUGAGUUUUAUGUAGGUAAUUUACCAAAAACAGGCCAAAAUUCGCUUAUAUGGCUGAAUGAAAAAUUGACUUCAAAUCAUGCACUCUGUUCCAGGUUGACGACAGGUGUGAUGCAGUACUUUAGUCAAUAGUUUCAUGGAUCAAAUUUAUACAUUGUUUUACGAUCAAAUUACGCAAGAAACCAAUAUUAUGGCAGUAAUCCUUCAUAUUCAUACGAAAACAGCUUCGAAACUAAAUUUCAUUGAUAUUAUACACUGUUUUUGAUGCAUUUUUGUUUACCACCACUAUAGGAACACAAUACGACGACUAUAGGAACCAUACCACCAUUAUAGGUACAACGAAGCAGUCACAAAAAUAUGUAUUUUUUCGUAAAUUUGAUAUAUUUCAUGGUAAAAAUGGUUGUGAUUGCGAAGAUAAAACAUAUUCCAAUUGCUAUGUGUUAAAAUAUUCAGAAAUUGUCCUUCCUGACACUUUAAAUCCAUUGAAACACAACGGUACCACUACAAAUUGCACCACUAUUGGUACAUUUACCCUACUAGUUGGUGGAGAAAACGAAAAACAAUGCAAAGAAAAUUUAUGUGAAGUUUUAAAGAAGUAAGAAAUGCAUAAAGUGGAGAUAAAUGAAAAAAGUAGGAUUUUUUUAAAACUGAAGUAGAGUACCAAGGCUAAAAAAUAUCAUAGAAUGGAAUAAUACCGAAUGAGUCGAAAGUAAAAGCGAUUAUUAAAGCACCGGUACCAUCAGAUAUGAUGCAAUUACAAGCAUAUCUAGGCAUGAUAAACUACUACAGCAGGUUUUUGCCAAAUCUAGCAACAAUACUAGGUCCAAUGUAUGAAAUUCUACGCAAAGACAAAAAAUAUGAAUGGUCAAAGGAGUGUCAGGAAUCAUUCGAGAAAACAAAAGCAAUGUUAGUUACCAACAACAUUUUAGUACCGUUCGAUCCAAAAAAACCUGUCAUAUAAGCAGUGGAUGCAAGUCCUUACGGGUUAGGAGGUUGUCUCAUGAAAUUGAAGAAGUAGAAAAACUUAUAUAUUUUGCUUCAACAACUCUUUCUCAAGCACAGAAAAAUUAUGUUCAGGUUCAUAAGAAACAUUAGCUGUUAUUUUUGGUGUCCAAAAAUUUUACAAGUACAUUUACGGCAUCAAAAUUAAACUGGUAACUGAUAAUUCAGGUGUCAAAGAAAUAUUUAACGGUCAAGAACAACAUCUUCUAUAGCAGUAGCUAGGCUGAGCCGAUGGGCAUUGUUAUUAGCGAAUUAUGAAUACGUGAUAGAGCAUAGACCAGGAAAAUGCAUGAGUCAUAUGGAUGGGUUAAGCAGAUUACCUUUGGCAAAAGUUUUAGAGAUAGAAGAUGAAUUCACACAAUUAAACACGAUGUCGUCUUCCUCAAUUAUAGAUAUUGAGUUGGUCAAACAAUUCCAAAAGUCAGAUAGUAUUUUGCAUAAAGUCUACAUAAAUGUGAAGUACGGAUGGUCAAAUAAUGUGAAUUGGGAAUUGAAAGAUUAUGCUAAAUUUCGCAACAGUUUAGUAAUUGAAGAUGGAGUGUUGUUUUUCAACGAUCGAGUAGUAAUACCAGAUAAGCUAAAAGAUAAAAUAGUCAGUCUAUUCCAUGAAAAUCAUGAUGGGUUAGUAAAAAUGAAAAUGUCAGCUAGAAAACUCGUAUGGUGGAAAAAUAUGGAUAGAGAUUUUGAACAGUACAUAAAAGCAUGUCAAGUCUGUCAGUGUAGACAAAUCGUACCAAAAGAAAUAGUCACAACGAAAUGGUUACAAUGUACGCGUCCGUUUUAGAGAGUGCAUAUCGAUUUUUUCUUUUUUGAAAAUAGUACACUAUUCAUAAUAGUCGAUAGUUUUUCCAAGUUCAUGGAGGUUAAAAUUAUGAGAAGCACUAAUGCGGAAAAUUUCAUAGAGAUGCUUGAAAUAUUUUUUGCAUGUUUUGGAUUACCAGAGGAUAAAGUGUCAAAUAAUGGUCCUCCUUUUGGUUCAGAAAAGUUUUUGUCGUUCUUAAGAGCAAAAGGUAUAAAAGUCAGUGAGUCCCCGCCGUACCACUCGCAGUCAAACGGGUUGGCCGAGAGAGCGGUUAGGACAGUAAAAGAUAGUCUUAAAACGUAUUUGUUGGAUACGAGAUUAAAACCAUUAAGUCUACAAAGGAAGCUGAAUCAUUUUUUAAUCAGUUAUAGAAACAGUCCAUGUACGGUAACUAAAGUCACACCAUCAGAGAGAGUAUUUUGUUAUGUACCACACACAUUAAUAGCAAAAGUAAAUCCUAUAAAAAAACAAGAAAGACAAGUCUCAACGAAGGAGGAAACAAGAAAGCAAGUCCGUAUGAUAAAAGAUCAAGAUGAAUAUGAAGAAGAAGAAGAAUUGUAUUAUAAAAACCACUUUAAGGAACAUGUGGAAUGGAUUCCAGCAAUAGUCAAAAAGAAAAUAAGUGGGUUGAGAUACUUGAUUAGUCUGAAUGGAGUAAUACGUAUGGUGCAUAAAAACCAAAUAAGGAAAAAGGAUAAUCGAAUGAAUAAGAAUGUAAUCAUAACACCAACAAAUGUAAAUAUUUCCCAUAAAAGGAAAAGGAGUGAAUCAAGUCCUCCACCGUUAAGACGAUGAAAAAGAUUAGAAGGACAACCAAGAUUGAAAUAUCCAAGAUAGAAGUAAACUUCGUUUAAGGGGGAGAAUGUAGUGUCUAAGUAUAGGUAUAGCGUAAGCGUAUAGCGUAAGCGUAUAAUGUAAGCGUAUACUGUAGGCGUUAGAGAUAAGUAUAUCUAUGCAUAUGUAAGGAUAGGAAUAAAUCGUCAGUCAUAAAACAGUACUCGAUCAAGCAACACGCUACUCUAUAACACCUAUGUGCCUUAAAGCCCUUUUCUGUAGCUUAUUCCACCCUAUUUUAGAAUACGCUAGCAUUGUGUGGUGCCCAGUCAGCUCGAUAUGGAUUGAAAGGGUUGAAAGCGUUCAACGCAGAUUCACCCGUAUUGCCAUUAGGCGUCUUUUAGGGCAAUCGGGUGCUUUUCUUCCCCCUUUUGAAGUCCGGUGUCGUAUGCUUGGUUUGAUGACCCUGCACGAUCGUCGCUCUGCUUCUCAAGCUUUGCUUAUCAGCGGUUUGCUUCGGAACGAAAUUGAUUGUCCUUCAUUACUUGACAGAAUACCGCUGUACGCGCCUGCUCGCUAUCUUCGACGCCGCGAUGCUAAUUCUUUCAUCUUACUUGUGUUUCCUGUGUUACAAAUUGCUUGUUGUCUAGUAUAUGUUUGUCUAGUUAAAUUUAAGUAUUUGUUUGUUAUGAUUAAUUUUAUGUUUUAGUCAUUAAGUUUCCCUAGAUUUAGCCCUCUGAGGCAGAUAUUUGUAUCUUAUAAAUUAUAAAUAAAUAAAUAAAUAAAUAAAUGGAAUCACCUUCUCCUUUCCUCUAUGCUGUCCACUCCUGAAACCCUCCCCCGAUCUCCCGUGGUCGAACAGGUCGCUUAGGGCUUUGAAGGCCGAUAAAAACCACACUCCCCGGGCAUAUAAUCGUUCGCCUCAUCCUUAUUUCCUAAGGAUCUAUAAAUAUGCAGACAAAGCUUACCGUACAUAUCACAAUGCUUGCUACGCGUCCUAUGUUGUUCGCCUACAGAACCGAUUCUCGAUGGAUCCAGGGUCCUUUUGGCGCUUUGUCAAAUCCCGCACUUCUAACUCGGAAUAUCCCUCUACCAUCUCUUUUGACGACGAAGUCGCUUCCAGCACUCAGGACAAAUGCAAACUUUUUGCAAAGUACCUGUCAAGUGUUGAUCCUACAUCCAUCAGUUCCCUGUAUCCGAAGGACUUUCAACGCCUCCCGAUGUUUUCUCAUGCAACAAUGUGCCUAUUACCACGCAAAGCGUCC
This is a messenger RNA of Anopheles gambiae (African malaria mosquito), 6453 nucleotides long. RefSeq lists its product as uncharacterized. NCBI's taxonomy places the organism in Eukaryota, Metazoa, Arthropoda, Insecta, Diptera, Culicidae. Bases 598 to 1203 code for a protein of 201 amino acids. The transcript has a single exon. The record is from RefSeq and is a predicted model, not a curated record.